Messenger RNA from Glycine soja, 1026 nucleotides. Its product is annotated as WAT1-related protein At5g07050-like. Bases 219 to 857 code for a protein of 212 amino acids. Gene Ontology annotation, molecular function: transmembrane transporter activity. Gene Ontology annotation, cellular component: plasma membrane. The record is from RefSeq and is a predicted model, not a curated record. Lineage: Eukaryota; Viridiplantae; Streptophyta; Magnoliopsida; Fabales; Fabaceae. The transcript is spliced from 5 exons.
UUUUUUAUCCUCCAAUAUCCUGAUGCCCUUUCUGAUGUCAUAGUCUAGUCAGGAAUUUUGAGUACAUUUCGUGGGAAUUUAAUAAGAACAUGAUACCAUGUCAAUGCAAUAAGAAUCACAUUCAACUAGCACAUCAACUAUAUUUUGUAUGUAUUGAGCUUCUUGAGAGCUUGUGAGUCACAUGAAUUAGCCUAUCACUAAACUAGCUUACACGAGUUAUGGCACAGAAAAGAGUUUCUCAUGUGCUUGUAUGCAGAGAGUUAAAGCCACACCUGCUAAUGGUCAUAGUCCAGGUGGGCUAUACCUUCUUAUAUUUCAUCACUGAAGCCUCCUUCAAUCAUGGUAUGAGCCCUCAUGUGUACGUAACCUAUCGGCAUAUUCUGGCUGCGGCUAUGAUGUUCCCUUUUGCAUACUUUUUGGAGAGAAAUGCAAGACCAAAGCUGACAUUUGCUCUUUUCAUGGAAAUUUUUGUGCUUUCUCUGUUAGGGGUUAGUGUGACUCUUAAUAUGUACUUUGCAAGCCUGAACUACACAAAUCCGACCUUUGUUGCUUCCAUGGUCAACACCAUAGCUUCCCUUACCUUCAUCAUUGCAGUGGCACUCGGGUUUGAGGUUCUUGAUCUUCGAAAUCCUCGUGGUAUAGCAAAAGUUAUUGGGACCAUGAUCUCCUUAGCUGGUGUUUUGAUCAUGACACUGUACAAAGGACCAGUUAUGAGAAAUUUAUGGCAUCCUCUAAUCCAUAUUCCAGGGAAAAGUGCUGCUAUAAAUGAAGACUGGUUAAAGGGUUCAAUUCUUACGGUUUCAAGUUGUGUUACAUGGUCUGUAUGGUACAUUAUGCAGAAGUCAAUUAAGCGCUAAUUAACAUGAGAUCAUGUGAAGGAGAUUCAAAUGGGACCAGAACACAGUAAUCUUUGAGUAUAAACCAUCCGCAAUGUGAUGAACCUGGUUGCGGAAACAUCCAAAAAACUUGGUUGUUUUAGGAGAUGAUUCUUGGUUUGGCAAAAAAAAAGUUCUUUACACAUGUUUU